GGAAUAUGAUAUUCACACUUCGGAAACUCGGUGGAGUGUGAAAGUGUCGGAGGAAGCUGCUACACUUUGCGUUAAAAACUGGUUGAAGCUGAUGAUUUUCUAUCAAAGGGCACCAUGGUGGAUGCUGACUGAGCUCUUCAGUUUCCCUGUUUUUGUUUUUUUGUAUUUUUUUAGUGCUGAUGCAGGGGUUUCCUUCCUAGUGACCCCAUCCUGGAAUGUGUUCUACUGAUUGCAGCAGUGGACACUAGUGUCUCUAGUUUUCUUGGAAGAUUGUUCCUUCUAGCUAGUAGGUGAUGCCCUUUUAGGAAUUUUUAAUUUCUGUGAAAGGACUGCAGGAGUUCUUUUUUGACAAGAUGCCCUAUGAAUGGUGGAGCACAAUGCAGGCCAGCCUUCUACUCAGUGGCUGGGUUUUGCCAUGUCUCGUAUGGGUCUCUUGUCCAUCCUUUGUGCUCAGUGAGUUCAAACUGGCCUUUGUGACCAACUUCAGUCUAUAUAAUUGCAGCUGUAGCAGACCACUGUCUGUGUGUGAAAGGAUCAACUCCAAUGACUGCAACUGCACCACUCUGUCCUUCUCCAUGCUGCACUGCCACAAUGGCUCUUGUCACGUGAAUGAGGACAGUGUCACCAUCUGGUACACAUCUCCUACCAACGUGGCUCUUCUCCUGAACAAUUCCAAAGUGCAGCACCUCUCCCUAGUGAAGUGUGAUGCUGAAGUUUCCAGACCAUCCCUGUAUGACUACUUUGCAGUACAGAAACUGAAAAGGCUAACCGUGUCCUACCCCAAUCGGUAUUCAGAGUUUUCUCAUGACAUCCUUCUGGAAACAGCAACAAAGUCUGGUGUCAGUGACGUAGCCAGCACUACCAUCAUCCACCUGUCUAUUCUUGCAGGCAAGCAAAGUAUGAAAGCCUACACCGUUCAGACCGUUGGCUUCAGUCAUAACAGCUUUCCUUUUCUAAACCUGAGCAUAGCCCAAGCAGAUCUGGCGAAUCAUCAAAAUGCUUUAAUAACAUUUGUGUACUGAAGUGCUUGUGCUCAUUUUGAUCUCUCAUCCUACAGUAUAAACAGUAUUCUGCCAGCCAAUUAUUAUUUAUAUCAUUCUCGCCAUUUCGACAAUUCAUAGAUUCUUGAUGAAUGGAAUAAAAUGCUUUGUUUUGUAAAUCGUGCAGUUUAAUUAUCAUGAGUGAAAAGAUGUAUGGGUGGAAAAAGAAUUUACCAUGUAAGCUGGCAUAUCCUGAGACAUGCUGAUCAAUACAAAUCUAUUUAUCACAUUUCACUUUUGUCAAACAUGAUAAAUAAAGUCUGUUAACAAGUAUAAAACUGGAGUUUAUUGUUCUGUUUGUACAGCUCAUGAGCACACAUGAAGGAAAUACAUAGAGUAAUAAAUGUACAGAAAAAAAUGGCUUUCUACACAGUAAUGAAUUAGCCACAUUCCAUACCAAAUGUGUCAUUUUUUUAUCUUACUUGUACGUUCCCCUACUAGUUGGCAUUUGCCUAUCUCA
Molecule: messenger RNA, 1500 nt
Organism: Erpetoichthys calabaricus (reedfish)
Lineage: Eukaryota; Metazoa; Chordata; Cladistia; Polypteriformes; Polypteridae
Exons: 2
Coding region: 354-1022 (222 amino acids)
Source: RefSeq, a predicted model, not a curated record